AUGCCUAAGUCGAUCGGAGACAUUCCAAUGAGUGUAGAACAGCAACUACACAUCAUCAAUGGUGGGUUACUAAAGUGCGAAGAUAUGCAUGAUGGAUCAUGCUUGGCUGAUGCUUUAAUAAGGUUUGUAAAAAUUUGGAAUAAUUCAUAUAAAUAUUAUAUUCCAAUUCAUUUAAUCCCCCUCUUAUUAUUUUAACGAAAGAAAUUAAAAUAGAAUCCAGGCAAGACAAUAAAGUAAUUUUUAUUGGAAUUUUGUGGUUCUUUAUUUUUUGUUGCAGGUUACAUCUCUGCUUGUAAAUACGUUUUUUGUGUGCUGAGAACAUUGAAAUACAACAAUAGAAUAUCCUUAAGUUUUUCUGGAUUGUUUUCUGGAGUUUUUCUUUUUGGAGAAAAAUUAAAUAGAAGAGCUGAAAUAACUAUCUUUUUAGCCCCAAAAUUCUUAGAAACUGUUUGGCAUAUGUUACAGAAAAGAAAUUUGGUAAUGAAAAUUGAUUACUGGGAAUAUUUUGUUUUUGGAAUUGCUAUGGGAAUAAUAAAUUAUUAUUAUAUCAAUAAUCCUAACCAAAUUAAAUACUCUUAUUUGUAAGUAUUCAAAAAAAUAUGGAAUUGA
Messenger RNA from Paramecium tetraurelia, 609 nucleotides. RefSeq lists its product as uncharacterized. The transcript has 5 exons. The record is from RefSeq and is a predicted model, not a curated record. Lineage: Eukaryota; Ciliophora; Oligohymenophorea; Peniculida; Parameciidae.